AUGCCGCCGCUCGAAACUUCCGUUGGCGUAUUCGAUACCACUGUGUUAGCUGCAUUGGACGCUACACUCAAGCUUCUCCACGACAACGGGAUGAAAGCUAUCAUAUCUCCUCACAAAGCCAACUCACUAACCGAUGAUGUGGCCUGUGAUGCGUACUGCCAAAAAUAUACCGGUGCAUCUACCUUCUAUUCCUCGACCGAAGCCAAAGCAGACUACGACAAGCGACUAGAAGAGAUCCUCAACUACCAGUCACCAAACUUUGGCGACGCCUGGAAAAGCCUAGAUCAAGUGAUUAUGGCUUUCGACCUCCAGAACGAGCCUCUGAUCAAACAGCUCGACAAGUUGAACAACAAUGACCCGGAUGACUGGCUAUGUGGUCGUGCUGGAGUGAUGCGUAAUGCACUUGGAUCGUCUAAUAUCAAGAUCGCCACAGGCGGUAUUGGCGGAUCUCACUAUUGCUGUGACCACGAGUUCAAUACGCUGAAGAAGGCCAUGCAAUGCGAUGCAAUCGACAUCAUCAGUAUGCAUGGAUACAUGAGUAAGGCAUCCGACUGGGCCUACUACAUUACCGGCGACAAGGAUGUUUUGAGUGGAGCAAGAGCUGUAGGAAAGAACGUCAUGAUGGAAGAGUGGGGCGUUUCGACUGAGUUUCAGGAUUCUUUCGACACUCAGGCUCAGAUAUUCAAUGAUGCUGGAGUUCCUUGGCUUUAUUGGCAGUUCGUCCCUGGCUUAGACGGUUCUGAGCCAGGAGCGCCGACCGGUUGCGGUUACGAUGGUUUUGAGAUUGGAUUGGACAGCUCUAAGGGUGAUGCUGCUGGCGCAAUUGCUGCAGCAAAUGCGGCUCCAGCGGCACAAAGUUGGGCAAAUUAUCUGAGAUAA
Molecule: messenger RNA, 879 nt
Organism: Alternaria arborescens
Lineage: Eukaryota; Fungi; Ascomycota; Dothideomycetes; Pleosporales; Pleosporaceae
Exons: 2
Coding region: 1-879 (292 amino acids)
Molecular function (GO): hydrolase activity, hydrolyzing O-glycosyl compounds
Source: RefSeq, a predicted model, not a curated record